AUGGGGAAGCCCAAAGGUGGAGGAGAAAAGAAGAUAAGUAGAAGCUCUUCUAGAGGAGCGGGCUCCAGUUCCAGAGGAGACGGUAAAAGGAAGAUAGUUCUGAAAAGGAAGCCGUGCCCCAUUCAAGGAAGGGCAUUUCCCGAUGCCACAAAGAUAGAGAGAGAUCUCUUGAUGCAUGGGACCAUCAAGGAUAAGAUUGAUGUUCUCACGCUGCUGACGGAGAGGAACCCUUCUGCGGAAAACUACAAGGGGCUCCUUGCAUUCUGUGAGAACCAAAGAAACGAUAUUCAUUACUAUGCCCUCAAGAACAUCAAGGAUCUUCUCAUAUCGAAGAAGGAGGUUGGGAAUCCAUACAUCAAGCAGAGGAUCAUUAAGUCCUUUGGUGUAAGUCUUCGGAACCAGUACAUAAAGAAGAAGGUUAUGAGGUUGGUGGAGAAGCUUCUGGAAAAGGGUGUUCUGUUUGUGGAUCUGAUACACCUGUUUAUCAACAAGCUGGGGGACAAGAAAGACAUGACUGGGCAUGUGAUUGACAAGCUACACCUCCUCUUUCCUGGAAACGAAGAGACCAUCCUCGAUGGGGUUGAGGAUUUCUAUUUCAAGAACGACUUAUUUAGGUCCAGGCAUGUUGUGUUGAAGUUCCUAUCUAGGUUGGACUGCGAAAACAAAAGAAAGGCCUUUGAAUUGUUUAACAAUAUUCUCAGAGAUUUCAAUGAGAACAUCCCCGAGGAGCAUAGGAAUAUCCUGCUAGAAGACUUGAUUAUUGGACUGGGAAAAAACAUGACGGAUGAGAAGGUAUGCAGAGUAGAUGUCAUAAAGAAAGCCGUGCAUACGGAGAAGAUGGUGUUCUACGGGAGUAAGGUGCUGUCCAACUGCAAAGAACCAGAUAUGCUUUCGUUCUUUAAGAAUGCAGUUAGGUCAUACAACAUGAGAAACUCAAAAUACCUGCCCGAGUUUCUCAACAUGAUUCACGAGGCUGGCUCUGCAGCGGAAGGGGAGAAGUUCCAUAAGUUUCUUCUGGACACAUCACUUCUGUAUACUCCGGAGUAUAUAAUAUCGAUACUGAUUAUAUGCUCUGAGGCUAGAAAAGCCGGUGUGAGUGGAUUUGACAACAUCUAUAGCCUCAGGAUUCUUACUUUGCACCACAAUGACGUGGUUAGAAAGCUUGCACUCCAGCUCAUUGGCAAUGAAACAAUCCAUCCAUUUGACCCGUUCGAUAAGAUGAGUCUUUUAAACGCUGAGAUGAUGUGCGGCGAUCUGUGA
Encephalitozoon hellem ATCC 50504 is the source of this 1260-nucleotide messenger RNA. RefSeq lists its product as uncharacterized. The transcript has a single exon. Lineage: Eukaryota; Fungi; Microsporidia; Unikaryonidae. The record is from RefSeq and is a predicted model, not a curated record. Bases 1 to 1260 code for a protein of 419 amino acids.